UCAGCGGCAGUCAGGUGGUCGACGGCGUGACGAUCGGACGUUGGGAAAGAUUUGGCUUACACAGAAAUGCGUCUUCACUCACUGUUAAUACUGUCAUGACACAUACACCCGCGAGACCAUUAGGUAUUCAAUAAUCGGUCAUUAGCAAUCUCCAAUCGGCACUUUAUAACGAACAAUUGUACCAACGAUACCUCUUAAGAACCGUCUCUAUAUUCUGGUUUAUACAUGGCGUAUAUAUAUAUAUAUAUAUUUUCACGGCUUUGAUUCGCGCGCAAAAUUACCGGCAUUAACUCGAGAGAAAAGGUUAGAUUCGUGGAGCAAAGAGAAAAGUGUUCAGUGAAGAAACUCGAGAAAGUUGGACACAGAACGAGAAACAUUCGAUAGAUAACACAGCAGAAAAAGAGAUACACGUGAGAAUUUUACCGUAUUUAUAUCUAUUUUUGCGAUACACUAUUUCAAGUAAUUCGACGAUCGUGUUUCCGUGUGAAUAUCACUACCUUGGGUCGCGAAUACCGGAAAUAUCGAAAGGAUCGAUCAACUCGCAGCACGGACAUUGACGUUUAAGAAGUAUUCGAUUGUGUUUACCUUUUUACUUUCAAGAAUCGAAGGACUAUCCGCAGUGAGGUUAUAAUUUUUAGUUGAGAUCGGUGCCUUGCAAAAUGGCAGGGCAAAAUGCAGUCAUCGUCAGGAAUGCGAAGAAAACAUAUGGUGGUCAAGUAUACAUCUUAAAUGGCGUGAAUGUUACUGUUCCCAAAGGCUGUAUAUAUAGCUUACUGGGAGCUAGUGGAUGCGGAAAAACCACUUUACUCUCUUGCGUGGUUGGCGUCCGAAAAUUGGAUUAUGGGGAUAUUUGGGUACUUGGUGGCCAGCCGGGGACUAAAGAUUCUGGAAUACCAGGGCCUCGUAUCGGUUACAUGCCGCAAGAUGUCUCGCUGGUCGGCGAAUUUUCUGUGAUUAACGCGCUUUUCUUUUUUGGAACAAUCAGUGGCAUGGAAAAAUUUGAAAUUGAAGAAAGAUACAUAGAAUUAAAGGAUUUACUCCAACUGCCACCCAGGGAUCGUUUGGUGAAGAACAUGAGCGGUGGCCAGCAAAGAAGAGUAUCCUUCGCAGCAGCUCUGCUUCAGAGGCCUGAACUGCUGAUCCUCGAUGAACCCACUGUCGGUUUAGAUCCAGUUUUAAGGGACAAUAUUUGGAACCACUUGGUGCAGAUCACAAAACAAGAAGGUGUCACGGUGAUUAUCACUACGCAUUAUAUCGAAGAAGCAAAACAAUCUGAUAAGAUUGGAUUGCUCAGAAAUGGCCAGCUGUUGGCUGAAUCAUCACCGAAUGAAUUAUUGGAGCGAUUUCAAACCGACUCCCUGGAGGAGGCCUUCUUAACCUUGAGUCAACAACAAGCUGAGAAUUCACGAGGAAAUAAUAUGAUUCCUGAUCGUUCAGGGGGGAUUAAUCCGAAUUAUAAUUUGUACGAUAUCGGCAACGGGAAUACGAAGCAGAGGAUGUUUCAAAGUAACUGGAAGACGAGAAUUAUGGCUUUGCUUUAUAAGAAUGCGCUUCAGUUUUUGCGUCAUCCUGGGGGGUUCUUAUUUUCAAUCGUUUUACCAGUGUUGCAAAUAAUGCUGUUCUUUCACUCGGUUGGUCCAGACCCAAAAAAUCUCAAGAUAUACGUAGUGAACGAAGAGACUGGUGCCUGUAAUAAUCAGAAAUAUUUAGGCAAUAUUACAUACUACAACGAAGACCAAACGUGCAAGUUCACCGAUCUCAGUUGUAGGUUCAUAGCCAGCGUAGACGAUGAUAUUCUAAAGGUGAAAUUGUGUGAUAAUUACGAAAAAGCGAUGGAGAAAUUGAAGCAUAAUCGCGACGUCGUUGGAAUAAUGUAUUUUCAGAGAAAUUUUUCCCUUGCAAUGGAACAGAAGUUAGAAAAUAUGUUCACUGUGUCUGACGAUGUUAUUUCGGCUUCUAUAAUCGACGUCGAGCUACAUACUUCAAAUAGAGAAAUUAUGUUAUUCGUAAAACAAUACCUACACAAAAUGUUCAUCGAAGAGUUUGAGAAAAUUGUUGAGGAAUGUGGAAUUAAUAAAAAGUACGCAGAUGUUCCAAUAAAGUUUGAAGAUCCCAUUUUUGGUAAGAUGGAAAUAGACUACGGAGAAUAUGUCAUACCAGUAUUUUUGCUAACAAUGUUAUUCAUUCUGGCAACAUCUAUUUCUUCGAGUGCAAUCAUAACCGAUCGUCAUUCUGGCAUAUGGGAUAGGAUCUUAGUUCAAGGUGUUACCACCGCAGAGAUUUUGAUUACUCACUUGAUAACGCAAGCUAUAAUAAUUGUAUUUCAAGUAGCAUGUGCGUUAUAUAUUAGUUUCGAGCACUAUGAUAUGUAUUGCGAAGGAUCAAAGAUCGGUGUCAUCGUGAUGAGUAUGCUAGAAGGAAUUUGUGGAAUGAUAUACGGUCUCUUGAUAUCAGUGUCAUGUACUUCUCAUAGUUUGGCCAAUUAUGCGUCAACGGGAACUUUUUAUCCAUUGCUUCUUCUUUGUGGAUUGCUCUGGCCAAUCGAGGGUAUGCCGAAAUUUCUUCAAUGGUUUAGUUUAACGAUGCCUAUAACAGUACCAGGAAAUUCACUAAGGGAGAUUAUGCAAAAAGGGACUGACCUCGACGAGCCGGAGGUAUACUCAGGAUUUUUAGUGAUCGCUAUGUGGAUUUUUGCCCUCACAUCCAUUUGUCUGCUUCGAUUAAGAUAUAAAUCUUGAUUUCGACAUAAAGGUUAAAAUUAAUGUGAAAAAAGACAUUAAAUUGGAAAAUAAACCACCUCGUAUCGUUUAAAUAGUGAAAAAGGCAUCUUUCUUGACAAGCUUUACAGGGUUAGUUCGUUCUAAAUUGAUCUAGUAUAGAGUUAGUUCGUAGCUGCGUACAUAUGUAUACUAGCGGGAUAUUGCGUUUUUAUAUAUAUUGUAAAAUUGUAACUACUGAGAAAGUGGAGGACCACGUUAAGGAGUCUCACCUGCGACAUUAAUGUAUAUUUUGUUCAUAUCGUAAGUGUAGACGUGCGCAAAAAAAGUUUCUUUAAGAAUUCUUAGAUUAUUAUAUUUUAUAUAAAAGAUGCGUUAGUUAUUGAUUGCUUAGUAAGUAAGCGGAAAAUUGUUAGGAAUAGGAUAUGCCUUUACCUCGUACUUUUACUCUUCCUUUAAACUUCUUGUGUCUACAGCUCUGGGAUUGUAUCGUAAUCGUCCAUAUCAAUGCUUGAUCUAUAAAAAUGUAAUCAUGAAACAGAACACGUUCCAUCAAUAUUAUAGUCAUGUAAUAUUGGAUAUCAGAGCAUUCAGGGAGAUAAUGAGAGAAAAUAAACAUAACGAAGAUGAAAUGAUUAAUCGUUUCGGCACCAAUGAAAUGUAA
Messenger RNA from Bombus pyrosoma, 3381 nucleotides. RefSeq names its product ABC transporter G family member 20-like. Bases 660 to 2738 code for a protein of 692 amino acids. The record is from RefSeq and is a predicted model, not a curated record. Gene Ontology annotation, cellular component: membrane. NCBI's taxonomy places the organism in Eukaryota, Metazoa, Arthropoda, Insecta, Hymenoptera, Apidae. The transcript has 15 exons. Gene Ontology annotation, molecular function: ABC-type transporter activity; ATP hydrolysis activity; ATP binding.